UUCGACAUGUCGUUGCUGAAACCUUUUAAUAGGAGACCCGACUUGAACAGCGCUGCUAUAUUGCUUGUAGCGCAAGAAGAAGAGUUUCCACAGAGAUUAGCCGAAUCUCUGUUGAAGGAGACUGCAGUCACGUUGAAUGUGAGACUAGCAAAUAGUUUGCCCCUGCCCGUUGAGCACCAGCACAGUCGGCCCAGGAUAGACCUGGUGGUUUUUAUCAUCAACCUCAGCUCAGAGCUCAGUAUUGAGUCUGCCCAAGAUUCCCUCAAGUAUUUGGAUCCUGGAUAUUUCCUUGGAAAAGUCUGCUUCAUGGGUACCAACGCACGCAACGCCACCGUCCCACCAGAACGCCUGGAUGCCCUCAGAAAGCUGGCUGCAUCACAAUGCUGCACACUGCUCUUUGCCGAGGAUCAGACGACAGAUGGUGCGACCAAUGUCUCGGAGAGACUGCUGACCAUUUUGAAGGUGUCGGCCGGUCUCGUUCCCAUGACGACGGCACUUUAUCUGUCCAACUUGACAAUGUGCACCGUGCCCUCAGAGACUAAUGAAGUGGAUUUUGAUUAG
Nerophis lumbriciformis (worm pipefish) is the source of this 561-nucleotide messenger RNA. Lineage: Eukaryota; Metazoa; Chordata; Actinopteri; Syngnathiformes; Syngnathidae. The record is from RefSeq and is a predicted model, not a curated record.